Rosa chinensis is the source of this 2766-nucleotide messenger RNA. Its product is annotated as MDIS1-interacting receptor like kinase 2. The record is from RefSeq and is a predicted model, not a curated record. Lineage: Eukaryota; Viridiplantae; Streptophyta; Magnoliopsida; Rosales; Rosaceae. The transcript is spliced from 2 exons. Gene Ontology annotation, molecular function: ATP binding; protein kinase activity; protein binding. Gene Ontology annotation, biological process: protein phosphorylation; hormone-mediated signaling pathway. The coding region runs from base 1 to 2730 and encodes 909 amino acids. Gene Ontology annotation, cellular component: plasma membrane.
AUGCCAUAUAACUUUCCCAAGCUUAAACAACUUCAUUUGGCACAAAACAACUUCAAUGGUACAAUUCCUGAAGAUAUUGGCUUCAUAUCUGGUCUGCAACGGGUUGACCUGUUUAACAAUUCCCUUGAAAGCAAAAUCCCAUCCUCUGUAGGCCAACUCAGGGAGCUUCAGCACCUUGACCUUGGUGAGAAUUCCUUGAACUCUUCAAUCCCUUCUGACCUUGGUCUUUGUACAAACCUCUCUUAUUUGGCCUUGGCUGUGAAUAAACUCAGUGGGGAACUGCCUCUAUCCUUGUCCAAUCUCAAAAGCUUGGUGGAGUUGGGAUUAUCUGGUAAUGUAUUUACUGGGCUAAUCUUGCCUUCUCUGGUCUCCAAUUGGACUGAAAUGAUCUCUUUGCAACUCCAAAACAAUAGACUCAGUGGGAACCUUCCAGCAGAACUUGGCCUGUCGAAAAGACUUCAUAUCCUCAAUCUGCACAGCAAUAACUUCUCUGGAUCAAUUCCCUCAGACAUAGGAAACUUGCAAGUUUUGACAAAAUUGGAUCUCUCUAGCAACAAACUUGAUGGGGAAUUGCCAAACACCAUUUCUCUCCUCACUACCCUCCAAUUCUUUUCUGUGUCCAGUAAUAAUUUAACGGGAACCAUUCCCAGUGAUUUUGGCAGACACAUUCCUAACUUGACUACUGUUAGACUUCCAAGGAACAAAUUCUCUGGAGAAUUACAGCAAGAACUGUGUAGUGGAUUUGCUCUGGAAACUUUUGUAGUGAAUCAUAACAAUUUCACAGGAACAUUGCCUGAGUGGUUGAGAAAUUGUUCAGCUUUGUCUAGGGUCCGGCUUGAUGAAAACCAAUUCACCGGAAACAUUACCAAUGCAUUUGGUGUCCAUCCCAGUCUUGAAUUAAUUUAUCGUAGGCAGAACAAAUUUUUUGGUGAACUCUCACCACGAUGGGGAGAAUGCAAAAACAUCACGGAUAUGCAAAUGGACGGAAAUAGAAUUUCUGUUCAAAUCCCACCUGAGCUUGGGCAGUUAAGACAAUUGCAGAAGCUAAACCUAGGCUCCAAUGAAUUCAGUGGGGAAUUUCCAGUUGCCAUUGGGAAUCUAAGCUUGUUGUUCAAUCUCAGUCUCAGCAGGAACUACUUGACAGGAGCUAUUUCUCGGUUUCUUGGCAAAUUGACAAGGCUUGAGUAUCUUGAUUUGUCUGAUAAUAAUUUUACAGGGGUAUUACCAGUCGAACCUAGAACGUUUGAGAGGUUAACAAGCUUGAACAUAAGCCACAACAAAUUAUCAGGUGGAAUACCAGAGGAGAUUGGUAAUCUACACCUGCAGUACUUGUUGGACCUAAGCAGCAAUACAUUCUCGGGAUCACUACCAUUAAACCUUGCCAAGCUUAUAAUGCUGGAGAUUCUUAAUGUCUCGCAUAACCAACUCUCCGGGAAUAUCCCAUCAACAUUUUCCAGAAUGGUUAGUCUUGUCGACAUUGAUUUUUCUUACAACAGCUUGACAGGUCCAAUCCCAACAGGCGGCAUUUUCCAAAAGAAACUUCCGGAUAAUGCUUUUGUUGGAAAUGGUGGUUUGUGUGGAGAAACAGAGGGACUAACUCCAUGCACUUCAGAUCCCAAAAAGUCCAAUAAGAAAAUUCUUCUUGGUGUCCUUGUUCCCAUUUGUGGUCUAUUAAUGAUUGUGACCAUAAUUUCUGUGACCCUUAAUUUCUGCAAGAGAUCAAAGCUAGGGGAAAGCGAUCAUCCUGAGCUGGCUGAAAGUUUUGAUUCAACAAUAAAGAGAAGAGAAGAAAAAUUUACAUUUUCUGAAAUCAUCACCGCCACUGAGAACUUUGAUGAAAAGUACCUCAUUGGAAGAGGAGGAUUUGGUAGUGUCUACAUGGCUGUGUUGGGCAGAGGCAAAGUCGUGGCAGUUAAGAUGAUGAAUAUGUCAGUAGAUUCUAGUGACAACAUUCUAGAAUUGAUUCGCCAGAGUUUCGCGAAUGAGAUAAGAUCUUUGACAGAAGUGAGGCACAGAAAUGUAAUAAAACUUUAUGGGUCCUGUUCCUGGAUGGGGUGCUCGUACUUGGCGUAUGAAUAUGCAGAGAGAGGUAGUUUGAAAAGGGUAUUGUAUGGGGUGGAGGGUGAAUCAGAGAUACUUGGCUGGGACACCCGGGUGAAAAUUGUGCAAGAUGUAGCACAUGCAAUUUCUCACUUGCACAAUGACUGCUCCGAGCUCAUUGUUCACCGGGACAUAACUCUGAACAACAUAUUACUACAGCGGGAUUUCGUGCCAUGGCUAUCAGACUUUGGCACAGCAAGACUGUUGAUCUCGGAUUCCUCAAACUGGACUGCUGUAGCGGUGUCUUAUGGCUACAUGGCUCCAGAGCUCGCAUUCACAAUGCGAGUGAGAGAUAAGUGUGAUGUAUACAGCUUUGGGGUGGUGGCAUUAGAAAUCAUGAUGGGAAGUCAUCCAGGGGAACUACUGGCUUCUCAAUCAGAAAACAGAGGAUUUCUUUUGAAGGAUUUGCUAGACCAACGACUAGGGUCUCCAUCAAGUGGGUUAGCAGAGGGAGUGGUUUCCAUUGUAAAAUUGGCCUUGGCCUGCACCAGCACUGAUCCAGGUUCACGGCCCACAAUGCAGUUUGUGGCAAAAGAAUUCUCAUCAGUCAGGAUCCAGAAUUGCCUCUCCGAGCCGUUAGACAUGAUAACUAUUAACAAGUUGGCAGGUUUUGAAACUAGAAGUGACUGAUAUAAAAUGGAAUCUUAACAACUAAAUCCUACUUCA